GAGGCGCUACAGCAGCUCAUCACAUGAUUCUUCUCUUGUGACAAUCCAGACAGAAAGGAAAAGCCUCUCUGACUUCCAGCUGAGUUACAUGGUGCUGCGAUGACAGAUUAUUGUUGUUUUGGUGCCACAGGACCAAAUGCAAGAAGGGAAAUGGAGUUAAGUUAACCAUCGCCGCACUGAUCCAGCCCAUUCCCGUCUUCAAAAAGUGGACGUUUGGUAAAGAUUUGAGGUUGUUGCGCCGACCUGGAAGAAGAGGAGAGGGGACGGGGGGGGGGACAAAGUUGGCGCAUGGAGAGGGACGAAGUUUCAUUUUGGCGCAGCGUCUUUUCUUUGUUUUUGUCGCCUCUGCGCGUAAAUCAGCGUCGGUCAACACAACGCAAGUGAGCGGAGUUGAGCUUUGACUGUUUUUUUUUCUGUUGCCGAGUUUAUCAAGUUAAAAGGAGACAACUUGAGGACACAGUCCUGUAAGAGAGAUGGUGGACAGCAAGCCUCUUCUCCAGGACAGACCUCCCGCCUACACCACCGUCCCCGGGGCUUAUGAGUACGGCCCGCAGCCGCAGCACAACUAUGGGGCCAUCCCUGCACCGGCCCCGCCGCCGUACCCGUACCCCGACGGCCAAGCAGGAUACCCAGCAGCCCAAAUGGCCCCUGCGGUAUCCCAGCAGCCUUAUACGGGGACUUACACCAUUAUCCAACCCUCUGUAGUGGUGGUGGGAGGCUGUCCUGCCUGCAGAGUUGGUGUCCUGGAGGAUGACUUCACUUGUCUGGGGAUCCUGUGUGCCAUCUUCUUCUUCCCCCUGGGACUCCUCUUCUGCUUCGCACUGCGUCAGAGAAGAUGUCCCAACUGUGGCGCCACCUUCGGCUAGAGGGACCAAACCACAGCUCACACACCUGCUCGUGCUCCCACCACACACACACACACACACACACACACACACACAUAUAUAUAUAAUCCAACAUCUUUGUUUCUUUCAUUUUGUUUAUCUUUUCUUAAUAUUGCACAUAUUGCUGUUGCCAUUAUGUUAUGUACAACAAAUGAUCAAGAUAUUACCAUGAAUUAUGACGUGAGUUUUUAGUAGAGGCGCGUGUAGAAAUCGAUUUUUCAUCUGCUAGUUGCGGAUAUAUUCUAGCAUAUGUAAGUGUCCAGGUGUGCCUUCACUACAUGCUGAGUGAUCAUCAGAGAUUCCAUCAGUCAUGAUUUCGUCUGUAGAUUUAGCUCAGUCAUCCAAGAAUCUGAGCAGAUUCCUUUUAUGUCUUUUGACAAGCCAGAAUUAACCGAGGCACGUGUAGUAUUUGUGCCUGAGUUUUUGUUUUUCCUUUUUAUUUUUGUCUUUGCUGCCCGCUGCAUACAUAUUUGUUUUGGUUAACAUUGUGCUUAGUAACAUUGUACUCACUGAUUUAUGAGCUUUUUCUGGAAAAUACAAACUUUUUUGGCUCAGUGUGUCAUGGAAUAACACAGAUGUGUAUAAAAAGAAAAAAAGAAAGAUGUGUAAAGAUCCUUGGACGUGAACUGUCCCGGCUGGAACAAUGGACUCGCCUCAGACAGAAAGCCUGCACCGUUUUUUUUGUCUGUUUUUUGUUGAUAUUAAUUCUUGGGGCCAUAUUUGCACUGACCGUUUGUUUGAUGAUUAUUCUGCUGGGUUGUGCUUUUCCAGGGCCAAUGCAGACCUCAGGUACAUACAAUCUGAAAUGCCCUCGACUUUACAACCUCAAUCACUGUUUGACUUCGGAUUUCUACCUUCAUUAAGAGGACUCUUUUCGUCAGACUCCAUUUUAACGUGCGGAGUUCCACUUCAAGGAAGCAUGCUGAGAGCAAAAGCUGAAGAAAUCUCUCAAUAAUGUGUAUAAUCUCUGGAUUUUUAUCUUAGUACUCUGUGACAAGUCACCCUGCCCCAUUCCUCCCAACCAGACAAUCAAUCAAGAAUGUCUAUGUCCUUGUAUCUGCAGUAUCGCCAUGUCUACGUCUUCCAUCACAGCAAGAUGUUAUAUAACUAUCAGAAGAGAAGAGAAAGAGAUGUGUGGGAGGGGUUUUAAAAAAAUAUAUUGCUUUAGAAACACACUACGCACGCUCUUAUGAUUGAGGUUCUUACUUUUUAUAUGAGUUACUGUAAUUAAAAAUGAAUGCUACUUCCUUG
Messenger RNA from Larimichthys crocea (large yellow croaker), 2135 nucleotides. It is a transcript of the gene bri3, whose product is annotated as brain protein I3. The record is from RefSeq and is a predicted model, not a curated record. The coding region runs from base 474 to 866 and encodes 130 amino acids. Lineage: Eukaryota; Metazoa; Chordata; Actinopteri; Sciaenidae. The transcript has 3 exons.